Messenger RNA from Nymphaea colorata (pocket water lily), 1047 nucleotides. RefSeq lists its product as uncharacterized. Gene Ontology annotation, biological process: aldehyde metabolic process. NCBI's taxonomy places the organism in Eukaryota, Viridiplantae, Streptophyta, Magnoliopsida, Nymphaeales, Nymphaeaceae. Gene Ontology annotation, molecular function: aldehyde dehydrogenase (NAD+) activity. The record is from RefSeq and is a predicted model, not a curated record. The coding region runs from base 1 to 1047 and encodes 348 amino acids. The transcript is spliced from 2 exons. Gene Ontology annotation, cellular component: cytoplasm.
AUGGCUACAUGCGAAAUCGAGCAUGAGCCUUUGGGAGUGGCCUUGGUGCUAUCCGCCUGGAACUACCCGAUCUACACUGCCAUUCCUCAGGUGGCGGCAGCUAUAUCGGCUGGAAAUUGCGUCAUACUCAAGCCCAGCGAACUGGCAGCAGAAAGCUCAGGAUUGGGAGGCAAAUGCCCCGUGAUUGUUGAUGAGACUGCCAACAUUUCGACAGCUACUAACCGCAUCCUGUUCGGCAAGUUCUUCAACUGCGGUCAGACCUGCAUCGGCGUCGACCACGUCUUCGUCCACGAGUCCAUCCGCGAGCCCUUCCGCAAGGCCCUCCUCGAGAAGCUGGAGCUCUUCUACGGCGGAGAGCAAAGUUUGGAGAAUGAUGGAAAUUACGGAAAGAUCAUCAAUCGGUUCCACGUUGACCGCGUUGAGAAGUACUUGAAGGAUGACCAUGGAGGAAGCAUCAUCUACGGAGGAAAGGCCGUCAAUAAGGAGACUAGAUUCAUGGGGCCGACCGUGAUUGAAACUCCACGCAAGGAUAGUCUCCUCAUGCAGGAUGAGAUCUUCGGCCCAAUUUUGCCUAUCUUCUACUACUCCGACCUCAAGGAGCUCAUCAAGGAGAUCAAUUCCCGUCCCAAGCCAUUGGUCGUCUACCAGUUCAGCGAGUCAAAGGCCAACACAAGCCUAGUCCGUUCCCAAACCUCAUCCGGAGCCUACGUGGUCAACGACACAAUCCUGCAGAUGACCAACCUCAGCCUUCCCUUCGGCGGUGUGGGCGCCAGCGGGUACGGUAGGUACCACGGCAAGGACGGUUUCCUCGCCUUCACCAACCCAAAGAGCAUCGCUCUCAUCUCCUCGAUGGACAGUUACCCCAUCAACCAGCGCUAUCCUCCCUACAACGACAGCAAGAAGUCCACCAUGACCACACUGCUCAAGUUCGGUUUCAUUACCUAUGGACAACUGGGAAGGGGACUGCUGGCCAUUCUCCUGGUCAUUGCGGCGGUUGUCCUUUACAAUGUGUGGUGUCCUUGCACGCAAGAGAAAAUUGACCUCUGA